Molecule: messenger RNA, 3157 nt
Organism: Aedes aegypti (yellow fever mosquito)
Lineage: Eukaryota; Metazoa; Arthropoda; Insecta; Diptera; Culicidae
Exons: 2
Coding region: 639-2747 (702 amino acids)
Cellular component (GO): nucleus
Molecular function (GO): DNA binding
Source: RefSeq, a predicted model, not a curated record
AAGAUGAGCCAGUAUUCGCCAUGUUCCAGUAUUGGCCACACCCAACGAAAAAAUGUCUGUAUUAAAUGUUACUGAUUGUGUUUAUGGAUUUUGGGAUAGCUAUUCGUAAAUAACACUAUUUUUCUUCAAUUUGAAAAAAAACAAUAUCAUACCAGCUUGAUAAACUUAAUUUGAUUUUAUUAAAUUUCUUUUGAUGCUGCAUGAACGUCACUGCUUUUAUUUUUUCUCUUACUGAUAACCUAAUGUUGCUUAAGGGAAAAAAAACUAAAAUGACACAAACAAUAAUUAUAAUGUGUAUGCCAUUCAAUCACCAAUAAGUGUAAAAAGUAACUUAUUCAAGAAUUUGAUCAAUUAAAAACACCAAACAUUAUUAUUUUUUACAAUUUGAACAUAAUUUGAAAAAGUACACUGUGCGCCAGUAUUCGCCACCCCGCCACCCACUGCAGAAUUUGACAGUUCCUAAUUUUCGCCACCGGUUUGUUUUUACUGUUGUUGAUUUUUUUCUGUUUCAAAAAUUCGUGAAUUAUGUUGGAUAUCAUCAGAUUAUUUGUUCUAAGAAGUGAAAUGUGUACGUAAGUUAAUAUAUUUAAUGUGCAUUGGAUGAUUGUUUACUAUGUAUUGUAGAAAUAUCCCGAAAAAUGCCGUCGCCGAAAUCCCGUCAACAUGUUUAUAGUGAAGAUGCAAUCCACAAGUGUCUUGACGAGAUUGCUAAAGGCUCCACGGCCAAAGCUGCGAGCGUCAAAUACGGAAUUCCUCGUUCGACAUUACGAUAUCGGAGGAGCGAUAAAUGGCAACAUACAACCCGAAGAGGUCCAUCCAGUGUGCUUUCCGGACAAGAAGAAAACAAAAUUGUCAAAUGGAUCGUCGAAAUGCAACAACGGGGAUUUCCAGUCCAGCGUCGUACUUUGCUGUUCAAAGUCAAAGAGUAUCUGACUGCAAGUCCUCGAAAAACUCCGUUCAAAAAUGAUUGUCCCGGUAAGAAUGAUCAGAAAUUGUUGCUUUAUUUGUUUACCUAUCGAAACUUCGUUUUAGGUCAAAAGUGGUUCACCUCUUUCAUGCGUCGGAAUUCUACAUUGUCUAUUAGAACCCCUGAGGAAGUAUCAUCAGCUAGUGCUCGGGUAACUGAAAACGACAUCCGAAAUUGGUUUGCAGAAGUUGAAAAGUGGCUGGAUCACCAUGAAAUGCGGGAUAUUUGUUCCGACUCAUCCCGUAUAUUCAAUGGAGAUGAAACCUCUUUCUACUUGCAUCCAAAAACUAAGCAAGUAAUCGCACAAAAAGGAAGCCUGAAUGUAUAUGAGGUGGAACAAGCUUGUAGCAAACAGAACGUUACUGUGAUGUUUUCGUUUGGCGCCAAUGGAACAGUUGUGCAUCCAAUGAUCAUUCUUCCUGGACAAAGAAUUAGAAAAGAGGUUGCACAAGGGUUUCCUCAAGAAUGGCAGCUUGGGCAGAGCGAGCGAGGGUGGAUGACGACUCACAAUUUCGGUCAGUAUAUAAAGAAAGUCUUUCAUCCUUUUCUGCUUCGAGAAGGCGUCAAACUUCCUGUGAUACUCUUCGUUGACGGUCACUCUUCACACGUUGGUGUAGAAGUAGCGGACUUGUGUCAACAGCUAGGAGUAAUUUUGAUAGCGCUCUACCCCAACACAACCCGUAUUACGCAGCCCGCGGACGUGUCAAUCUUCAAACCACUUAAAGAUCAAUGGAAAAAUGAAGUAGACGAUUGGCGUUCGGAGCAUCCGGGGGAAAAUUUCACUUUGAGAUACUUUGGAAGAAUACUGGAGAAAGCAGUAGCGAAGGGAAUCAAAAAAGACAGCAUUGUCAACGGUUUUCGUGUAUGCGGACUUUUUCCGUUCAAUGCAGACAACGUAGAUUAUUCGAAAUGCAUAGCAAAGUCUACUGACUGUACGCCUUCAUCCGCUUGUCCAGACAUUUCAUGCGAGUCAAAUUACCCAGCAGCAACUGUUGUUACAAGUGAACCUUUGAUACUCGUACAGCCAGAGCCAAGUUGCAGCAAAGAUCCGACUAUUGUAGUCCCUAGACAAAUUUGCUCGCAAUUAACCAUCAGUAGUAAUGAUCCUCCUUCAUCAAAUACAGAAAUUCCUUUCAAAGUAUUUUCUGACUUUGUUCCGAUUCAUAGGGACAAAAUAAAGGAAGCUAUCGAAGUAAUGGGAGCUGAUACUGUGGCAAAAAUCCAACAACAAUCAACUCACGAUUUCUCACACGAAGAACGGAUUAUCCAGUACUUUUACAACGAAUUCAUUCGACCCUUUACGUUGUUUGAAGAUCGUCCACUUGUUGCGGAGUUGCCAAUGAAUGAACAAAAUUCAAUUGUUGGCAUUGAUGAGACAGGCGCAGUUAUUGGUGGACUAUUGAUCGAUUCUGAAGGAAACGUUACCAUCUCGGCCAGCGAAGGUACUACACAAGAGGAUAUAAUUCACACCCUGAACGAAUCCGCUAACAUCGAUAGUUCAUUCACCCCAAUCGCAGAGUCAGUUGUGAAGUCUGAUGCAAUACCCAUCAGCUCAUCUGCAGUGAAACCUGCCGGUAUUAAUUCCACUGUUGACCAAUCUGCGCCGAGUGCACUAGCUGAUACGACAAAUUCCAAAUUGACAACUAGAAAAGCCAGCAUCUCAGAGUUUCUUGUUCUUCCUCCUGCACCACGACGCAGCGGUAAGCAUCGAAACUAUACAAAAAAAAUACUUUCCUGUUCUAACUGCAGGAGAACGUAUUGCAGAAAUAAGAAAAAAUGAGAUGGAAAAACAGGAGAAUGAACUAAGAAAGAAGAUCAGAGCAGUUGAGCGAGCGGAAGCCAAACAGAGAGCUGAAGAAGCCAAGAAGGAACGAGCAGAGAAACGGAAUCAGAAAAAGUUGGAAAAAGAAACUAUGAAGAAGCAGAAAGAAAACCGUGUUUUGAAGAGAAAACAAAACACAAAUGAUGAAAAGCGAGGAAAAAUUCAGCAUAAGACAAUUAAAACUGAAGAUCUGAAGUUUACUCAAAUUCGAUGAAGAAAUAGAAGUAAAGAGAAAUAAAUCUUAAGAAAGAGAGAAAACAUAACAUUAUAGAAGGUCAGUCUACAGACAAAAGCAAAUGUUUAGGUCACAGAGAAAUUAACAUCUGAAACAUUGCAUAAAUAAUAAAAUGUUGUUUAUAAAAAAGAAA